Opisthorchis viverrini is the source of this 358-nucleotide messenger RNA. RefSeq lists its product as hypothetical. The annotation marks the transcript as partial. The record is from RefSeq and is a predicted model, not a curated record. The transcript has 4 exons. Lineage: Eukaryota; Metazoa; Platyhelminthes; Trematoda; Opisthorchiida; Opisthorchiidae.
AUGACAUCAGUGUUCAACACCGAUGCUUCACUACCGUACAACCAUGAUUCAUUUGAAAUUAUGAAGAAGGGAAUAAAGGUGGGAGCGCCUACACCUCCAGACAAUUAUUCAGGCAAUCUGGAUAGAAACUGGCAACUAGAACGCUACUGGCACUGGUUGGCAGCCACACCUUGCAGCGUCUCUAACCGGGCACAGUGGGAAACAUUAAAGACGGUUAGUGCCAGGCAAACAAUUUACACGUGUUUGCAGGCAGAGGUCCCAGUUGGCGAGAUACUAUCUAAAGCUCUCCUGGGGCAUAAUGUCCAUCGUGUGCCGACGUUGUAUUGCUUUCGCUACUGGGCCAUAAAUCUGGUAACAU